CAGAGAUCUCUCUCAUGAUGGCGACAACCAACGACCAGUACAAGCGUGUUAUCCUUGUUACCGGGUCCAACGAUGGGAUUGGCUACGAGCUUGUCAGACUCCUAGCUGAGAAAGGCCACACCGUUUAUCUGGCGUCGAGGAAUGAAACGUCUGGAAGAGCAGCACAGGCCAACUUGAAGGACCAAUACAACCUCGAGGUCAAAUUGGUCCAGCUCGAUGUAACAGACGUUGCCUCGAUCCAAGCAGCGAAGGAUACCAUUGAGAAAGCAGAAGGAAGAUUAGAUACACUCGUAAACAACGCGGGUAUGAGCUAUAUGUCAGAACCCCAAGGAUCCUGCACCGUCUCAGUCGACACGCUUCGAAAGACUUUCGAGCCCAACUUUUUCGGGCUCGUCCAGACCACCCAGGCAUUCGUCCCUCUCCUCCGAGCGGCACCGAAAGGCUACGCCUGCAUUCUGAACGUCUCGAUGGCGCUAGCAUCAAACACGCGCCAAGCUGGUCCCGGACCAACAUUGCACCUCGCUGCAUACAACUCGAGCAAGGCUGCCAUGAAUUCAUACUCGAUUAUAUUGGCGAAGGAUUUGGAGGCGGAAGACAUCAAGGUUAACAUGGUAUGUCCCGGGUUUGUGACGACCAAGUUGAAUGGGUAUCGCCCUGGAGGCAAGAAGCCAGAGGACGGAGCGAAGGCGCUUCUGUCGUGGGCUUCGUUAGGCCCAGAAGACAAGGGAAAGACUUGUCUGUUUUGGGGGGAUGAUGGACAUUUCCCUUGGUAGCUUGUGUCUACUAUAUUUACAAGGUCUACAGAGGUCGUUCGGGUGUCAGUGGUCUGAUAAAUAUAUUAUAUUUCAUAAAUCACAAGACCUUCGUACAUCUGCGGUAGAUAAGAUGGCC
This is a messenger RNA of Guyanagaster necrorhizus, 891 nucleotides long. RefSeq names its product NAD(P)-binding protein. NCBI's taxonomy places the organism in Eukaryota, Fungi, Basidiomycota, Agaricomycetes, Agaricales, Physalacriaceae. Bases 15 to 773 code for a protein of 252 amino acids. The transcript has 4 exons. The record is from RefSeq and is a predicted model, not a curated record.